Xenopus tropicalis (tropical clawed frog) is the source of this 3148-nucleotide messenger RNA. RefSeq names its product component of inhibitor of nuclear factor kappa B kinase complex (gene chuk). Gene Ontology annotation, biological process: signal transduction. The record is from RefSeq and is marked validated. Gene Ontology annotation, cellular component: cytosol; nucleus; cytoplasm. Gene Ontology annotation, molecular function: protein kinase activity; ATP binding; IkappaB kinase activity. NCBI's taxonomy places the organism in Eukaryota, Metazoa, Chordata, Amphibia, Anura, Pipidae.
AAGAGUAAAACAACAACACAGGACACUUCCCUACUCCAAGUGACCAGAAGCAUCUGCAAAACUGAAGAGAAAGGAAGAACGCUGUGGUUAUGGAGAAGCCCCCAGUCCAACAUGGAGCUGUUUGUGGGCCAUGGGACAUGAAAGACCGCCUAGGAACAGGAGGUUUUGGAAAUGUUUGCUUGUACCAGAAUCGGGAAACAGGAGAGCUGAAAGCCAUCAAAUCCUGUAGGUUGGAACUGAGUAUGAAAAACAAAGAGAGAUGGUGUCAAGAAAUUCAGAUUAUGAAGAGGUUAAAUCAUCCAAAUGUUGUGAAAGCUUGUGAAGUUCCACCGGAGAUGGAUUUCCUUGUUAAUGACGUCCCUCACCUAGCCAUGGAAUACUGUGCUGGAGGGGAUUUGCGAAAGCUUCUAAAUAAACCAGAAAACUGCUGUGGUUUGAAGGAAAGUCAAGUGCUAAAUUUAAUGAGUGACAUAGGUUCUGGAAUACAAUAUCUGCAUGAGAAGAGGAUCAUACACAGAGACCUCAAACCAGAAAACAUAGUGCUGCAAGAAUGUAAUGGGAAGACUGUUCACAAAAUCAUCGACUUGGGAUAUGCCAAAGACUUAGAUCAGGGAAGUCUUUGUACAUCCUUUGUAGGAACACUGCAGUACCUGGCUCCUGAACUCUUUGAGAACAAACCUUACAGCGUUACAGUUGACUAUUGGAGUUUCGGCACCAUGGUUUUUGAGUGCAUAGCAGGCUUCAGACCAUUUCUGCACAACAUGCAGCCAUUCACCUGGCAUGAGAAGAUUAAGAAGAAAGAUCACAAACAUAUCUAUGCUUAUGAAGAGAUGUCUGGAGAAAUUAGAUUCAGCUCAUAUCUUCCACAACCCAACAAUCUUUGCAGCAUAAUUGUAGACAAGAUAGAGACAUGGUUGCAGCUUUUGUUAAACUGGGACCCUAUACAACGGGGAGGAGGAAUGGACUGCGGUCGUCCACAAUGUUUUGUGCUAAUGGACCAGAUCCUCAACUUGAAGAUAGUUCACAUUUUGAAUAUGACAUCUGCCAAGAUUCAUUCUUUUCACCUGCAACCUGAGGAGAGCCUACACACCCUGCAGUCUCGCAUUGAGACAGAGACUGGCAUUAGCACAUGUAAUCAAGAGUUACUUCUAGAGAUGGGGGUAUCCCUUGAUCCAAGAAAACCAGCAUCCCAAUGUGUUAUAGAUGGAGUGAAAGGAUGGGAUAGCUAUAUGGUUUAUUUGUUUGAUAAAAGCAAGACUGUUUAUGAAGGACCAUUUCAGUCAAGAAGCCUCUCGGAAUGCCUUAAUUACAUAGUACAGGACAGUAAAGUCCAACUCCCCAUUCCACAACUGCGUAAAGUGUGGGCUGAGGCUGUCCAUUAUGUUUCUGGCUUGAAGGAAGAUUACAGCCGCCUUUUCCAGGGCCAGAGGGCCGCUAUGCUCAGCCUUCUGCGCUUUAAUACGAAUCUCACCAAGAUGAAGAACACCAUGGUGUCUGCCUCACAGCAGCUAGGAGCAAAGUUACAGUUCUUCAAGCGAAGCAUUGAGAUAGACUUGGAACGCUAUAGUGAUCAAAUGGCCUAUGGAAUUUCUUCAGAGAAAAUGCUGAGAGCUUGGAAGGAAAUGGAAGACAAAGCGGUUUGCUUUGGGAAGGCUGGAAAGAUCCAUUUCUUAGAUGAGACUAUAAUGGGACUUCAUACAGAGAUAGUAGAACUGCAGAAAAGUCCUUGUGCCCGUAGACAAGGAGAUGUGAUGGAGCACCUAGAACAGAGAGCAAUGGAAUUGUACAAGCAACUGAAGCCUCGCUCUCCAGAUAAAGCUUAUAGUGACAGUACUGAAAUGGUGAAAAUUCUUGUACAGACGGUGCAAGGACAAGACCGAGUGCUAAAGGAACUAUUUGGCCACUUAAGCAAGCUUCUAGGUUGCAAGCAGAAAAUCAUUGAUCUACUUCCUCAGAUUGAGAUGACUGUGAAUAAUAUCAAGGAAGCAGACAGUUCUCUCAUGCAGAUGCAAGCCAAGCGUCAAAGGGAGAUAUGGCAUUUACUAAAAAUUGCAUGUACUCAGAGCUCCGCCCGCUCAUUGGGACCUGCAAGUGUGGAAACACCAAUUACCCCUCGCACAUCAGCCUGGCCUGAUCAAAGCUCUUCGCAGGCACUUUUCUCCAUGCUAACAACUAAAGACAAGAGCAGAGAAAUAUUAAGGCAUACUAUUGACAAGAACUCAGAUUAUCAGAAACUGCUGAGCAGCUUAAUACUGCAGACACAGACAACAAUGGAGCAAAACAGUCUAAUGAGUCUGGAUUUCAGCUGGCUAAACAAAUGAAUUGUGAAUCAUUUUUACAUCUCCACCUUUAUAUAUAUAUAUAUCGUGCUACUGAACUGAGAAACUCUAAGAGAUGGCAGGGGGUAAUUGUAGCCUUCUUGUGACCAGUGUUCCCUCUAAUUCCUUCUCAGUUAUGUGCGCAAAAAAAUUAUUUUGUGCGCACAUUUUAAACUUGUGUGUGCAUUUUUAAAAACAGUGUGCUCAGGUCAGAAUAGAUACAAAAUGUGUUUUCACACAAGAUUCUUUGUGAGCACCACAAGUAGUAGUGCUCUGGCCUCAAAAUUAGUGUAUGGGUGCACACCUUAGAGCAGUGAUCCACAACCAGUGGCUCGGGGGCAACAUGUCGCUCACCAACCCCUUGGAUAUUUCUCCUGUAGGCCCCAAAGUGGGUGCCAUUUUUGAAUUUCUGGCUUGGAGACAAGUUUUGGAAGCCCAGAGACACAGUUUUACCCCAAGCAGAGCCUCCUGCAGCCAGCAGUCCUUAUGGGGCUACUAAAUUGUAAAUCACAGCCCUUGUGCGGCUCACCAACACUUUUUUCAUCUGAGUGUGGCUCACAAGUGAAAAAGGUUGGGGAACCCUGCCAUUGCUUGUGACUUGUAAGUAUUUAAUAUUUGAUAUCAUUAACAUCAUUUUUAUCAAGAGAGUGUGUUUUAUGUAGAAUCGUGCUGUUAAUAUUUCUACAGUAGUAUUUAAAGGGUAAAAUUAUUUCAGAUUAUCAAUUCUGUAUUUUAAUAUAACUUAUGAUAUGCCUCCCUUUCCCAGGAGGGCAAAAUUAAAAGAUAAAUUACCACUUUGAGACCAAUAUCAAUAAAAAAAACCAAACCAA